GGCCAUUGAAGCAAGCCGCCCUAUGCAAUAGCCUCUCUCACCUUUCUCUCUCUACGUCUCUCUUUCCCGUUCCGUCUUCUCACCUCGCCACCGUAGUAGUCUGUUUUUUUCCCUUUUAGCUGAGAUUUUUGUUAUUCUCUCAACAAAUUCUCUCCUCCUUCCUCCUUUAUUCCCUCUCUCUCAAUUAGGGUUUCGUUUCGUUCGGCUUUCACCUUCCAGCUUCCUUCCUCGAUUACUCCACUUUGUCCAUUUCCUCCGCCACCUCUCACCUCUCUCUCUCGUCUGGUCUUCAAUCGGUUCCCGGAAUUGAACAUGGGUUUUGCUUGAAUCGGCUUGGGGACUGGCAAUUUCGCACUUGCUGCUGCUGCCGCCGCCGAUUCGAGGAUCUUGGAGGUCUGAUUUUUGGGGCGGAGGUUUCUAGGGUUUACGAUUGCAGGAUCCGGUAAUCCGUCUGUGUGAGAUGCGAGACGGAGUCCGAUCGUCGCCGGGAAGCGCGUGUUGAACACGCGACCCUUCCGUUUUGAGGGGCCGUUUCGUAAUUGUAUGGAAACUCGGAGCCGGAAGCGGGCGGAGGCGACCUCAUCAGCCCCUUCAUCGUCUUCCUCGCAGUCAGCUGCUGCUGGUCCCACCACCCGCUCCGCCAAGCGCGUCCGUCUCACUGCAUCCUCUGCGCCCACCGCCCCUGCUACCCGCUCUCGAGCCGCCCGUUCCCGCGACGCUCGACCUCCACCGCCUCCUUUGCCUGCAUCCAUGGACCCGACCACCGAGUCAUCUGGUUCCCGCCGUGACCGUAGAAGGAACAACCCUGAGAACUCUGACAAGGGCAAAGAAAAAGAGCAUGAGGUUCGGGUCAGGGACAGAGAUAGAGAUAGGGACCCCGAGAGGGGCUUAGGCCUUAACAUGGACCGGGAAGGCAAUGAAGACGACGAUAAUGACAGUGAGGCUGGGUUGGGAAUUAUGAACCAUAACUUGACUUCAGCUAGCAGUGCCCUUCAGGGCCUACUGAGGAAGCUCGGAGCGGGAUUGGACGACCUUCUCCCUACAACAGCAAUGGGGUCCGCUUCAUCCUCCCACCAGAAUGGACGGAUCAAGAAGAUCCUCGCUGGGCUCAGAGCGGAUGGGGAGGAGGGGAAGCAGGUGGAGGCACUGACUCAGCUCUGCGACAUGCUGUCAAUUGGGACUGAGGACUCGCUUAGCACCUUUUCUGUGGACUCAUUCGUACCUGUGCUUGUGGGGCUACUCAACCAUGAGAGCAACCCCGACAUAAUGCUCCUUGCUGCGAGGGCUCUCACACAUCUCUGUGACGUGCUGCCUUCGUCCUGUGCUGCUGUCGUGCAUUAUGGGGCAGUGUCUUGCUUCUGUGCAAGGCUAUUGACAAUUGAGUACAUGGACUUGGCUGAGCAGUCUCUUCAAGCGUUAAAGAAGAUCUCUCAAGAGCAUCCUACUGCCUGUUUGCGAGCUGGUGCACUGAUGGCCGUGCUUUCAUACCUCGAUUUUUUCUCCACUGGAGUGCAGAGAGUGGCACUGUCUACAGCUGCCAAUAUGUGCAGAAAGCUCCCUUCCGAUGCAGCUGAUUUUGUGAUGGAAGCUGUUCCAUUGUUGACAAAUCUUCUUCAGUACCAUGAUUCCAAGGUCCUAGAGCAUGCUUCUGUUUGCUUAACUCGAAUUGCCGAAGCAUUUGCAUCAUCUCCUGAUAAGUUGGAUGAAUUGUGCAAUCAUGGAUUGGUUACACAAGCUGCUUCACUUAUCUCGUCGAGUAAUUCUGGCGGUGCACAAGCAUCUCUCAGCACUUCUACCUAUACAGGUUUAAUCCGAAUUCUCUCCACUUGUGCAAGUGGGUCCCCUUUAGGAGCCAAAACCCUGCUUCUCCUUGGCAUAAGUGGCACCCUUAGGGAUAUAUUGUCGGGAUCAGGUGUGUCUGCUAAUGGUUCUGUGCCACCUGCUUUGAGCAGGCCACCAGAGCAGAUUUUUGAGAUUGUAAACCUGGCAAAUGAGCUGCUCCCACCACUGCCACAAGGAACAAUAUCUCUUCCUGCUAGCUCCAAUGUAUUCAUCAAAGGUUCAAUGUUGAAGAAGUCUCCUGCCUGUGCUUCUGGAAAAGCAGAAGAAACCAAUGGCAGUUCUAAUGAGAUUUCUGCUCGCGAGAAAUUAUUGAAUGAGCAGCCUGAACUUCUAAAACAAUUUGGAAUGGAUCUGCUUCCUGUCCUAAUACAGAUUUAUGGCUCAAGUGUGAAUGGUCCUGUUCGCCACAAAUGUCUCUCUGUGAUUGCAAAGUUGAUGUACUUCAGUGGUUCAGAGAUGAUCCAGUCAUUGCUGAGUGUAACUAACAUAUCCAGUUUUUUAGCUGGUGUUUUAGCAUGGAAAGAUCCACAUGUAUUGGUUCCUGCGUUACAAAUUGCCGACAUUCUGAUGGAAAAGCUUCCCGAGACUUUCUCCAAGAUGUUUGUCAGGGAAGGUGUUGUUCAUGCUGUAGAUCAACUUAUAUUACCGGGGAACACCAGUUCUGCGCAAGCAUCCACUGUUGAUAAGGAUAAUGACUCUAUAACUGGAUCAUCAUCUCGGUCUAGGCGAUAUAGGCGGCGUGCUGCUAAUUCAAAUACUGAUGGCAGUUCUGUAGAAGAACCCAAAAAUCCUCUUACGAUCAAUAUUGGUUCACCGCCUGGUUCUGCAGAAGUUCCGACUAGUUCCAGUCUCCGGACAGCUGUCAGUGCUUGUGCUAAAGCAUUUAAAGAUAAAUACUUCCCUUCAGAUCCAGGAGCUGAAGAAGUUGGGGUCACGGAAGAUCUUUUACAUUUGAAAAAUCUCUGCAUGAAACUGAAUACCGGUGUGGAUGACCAAAAGACGAGAGCUAAGGGGAAGUCCAAAGUAUCUGGGUUUCGCCUUGCUGAUAUUUCUGCUGGUAAAGAUGAUCACUUAGCAGAUGUCACUUCUGAGAUGUUGGCAGAAUUGAGCAAGGGAGAUGGUGUGUCUACUUUUGAAUUCAUAGGCAGUGGUGUGGUUGGAGCUUUGCUCAAUUAUUUCUCUUGUGGGCAUUUCUCCAAGGAGAGAAUUAGCGAAGCUAAUAUUUCCAAGCUUCGUGAGCAAGCAUUGAAGAGAUAUAAAUCAUUCAUUAAUAUUGCCCUUCCAUCUGGUGCUGGUGAAAGGGCUGUUGCUCCUAUGACUGUUCUAGUUCAGAAGCUUCAAAAUGCUUUAUCAUCCCUAGAGCGUUUCCCUGUGGUCUUAAGCCAUUCAUCCAGGUCAUCUGGUGCAAGCGGGCGCCUCUCUUCUGGCCUCGGUGCAUUAUCUCAUCCCUUCAAGCUGCGUUUGUGCCGUGUCCAAGGAGAAAAAUCAAUUCGUGAUUAUUCGUCAAAUGUGGUGCUGAUUGAUCCACUGGCAACUUUGACAGCAGUGGAGGACUUUCUGUGGCCCCGAGUUCAGCGCAGUGAAUUAGGUCAGAAGUCCUCAGCAUCAGCAGGGAAUUCGGAGCCGGCGAUGCCUGCAUCAGGUGGUGCCACUCCAUCGCCUUCAACUUCAACACCUGCUUCUACCACACGACGCCCUUCCACUAGGUCCAGAUCUUCUGUAAAUAUUGGAGAUAGUGCAAGAAAAGAACCAACUCAAGAGAAAAGUGCAAGUUCAUCUAAAGGGAAGGGUAAAGCUGUCUUGAAGCGUUCUCAGGAGGAGGGUAGAGGACCUCAAACGAGAAAUGCUGCUCGCAGAAGGGCAGCCCUUGACAAAGAUACCCAAAUGAAACCUGUAGAAGGGGAUUCUAGCUCAGAGGAUGAGGAGUUGGAUAUAUCUCCUGUAGAGAUUGAUGAUGCUCUUGUCAUUGAAGAUGAGGACAUAUCUGAUGACGAAGAUGAUGAUCAUGAAGAUGUCCUACGAGAUGAUUCUCUUCCUCUUUGCACUCCUGAUAAAGUACAUGAUGUGAAGUUGGGUGACUCUGGUGAGGAGAGCUCUAUGCCUCCAGCAACAGCUGAAAAUGCUGCCUCAGGAUCCAGUAGCAGAGCUGCUGCUACUUCUCGAGGCUCAGAUUCUGCUGACUUUAGGAGUCCCAACACUUUUAGUUCGAGGGGAGCAAUGUCCUUCGCUGCAGCUGCCAUGGCUGGCCUUGGAUCUGCUAAUGGUCGAGGUUAUAGAGGAGGCAGGGAUCGCCAUGGGCGGCUUUUGUCUGGUAGUUCUGGUGAACCUGCAAAACUGAUCUUUUCAGCAGGUGGGAAGCAGCUUAAUAGGCAUUUGACCAUCUAUCAGGCUGUUCAAAGGCAGCUUGUGCCGGAGGAUGAUGAUGAUGAGAGGUUUACUCCCAGCGACUUUGCAUCUGGCGAAGGAAGUAGGUUCUGGGGUGAUAUUUACACUAUUACAUACCAGAAGGCAGAAGGUCAAUCGGAUAGGGCAUCAUCAGCUGGGGGGUCAUCUACUUCCACAGCUUUGAAGUCUACAAAAUCCGGCGGUUCUUCCAGUUCCAACUCUGAUGCGCAGUCAAACAGGGUAUCGCUUCUGGACAGCAUAUUGCAGGCAGAACUCCCUUGUGAGCUCGAAAAAUCUAAUCCGACCUACAAUAUCCUGGCACUUUUGCGUGUUUUAGAGGGCUUAAAUCAGCUAGCGCCUCGGCUGAGAGCCCAGUUAGUGCGUGAUAGCUAUGCAGAAGGAAGAAUUUCUAACCUAGAUGAGCUCAACAUCAUUGGUAUGAGGGUUCCUUCCGAAGAAUUUAUUAACAGCAAGCUCACUCCCAAGUUGUCGCGACAAAUUCAAGAUGCACUCGCUUUAUGCAGUGGCAGUCUUCCGGCGUGGACUGGACAGUUGACCAAAGCCUGCCCAUUCUUAUUUCCAUUUGAAACACGUAGACAGUACUUCUAUUCAACAGCUUUCGGUCUAUCUCGGGCGUUAUAUCGUCUCCAGCAGCAACAGGGUGCUGAAGGUCAUGGUUCAACCAACGAAAGAGAAUUUCGGGUUGGCCGACUGCAGCGCCAGAAAGUCCGUGUCUCGCGAAACCGUAUCCUGGAUUCAGCUGCGAAAGUGAUGGAGAUGUAUUCUAGUCAGAGAGCUGUUCUUGAAGUAGAAUAUUUUGGGGAAGUUGGCACUGGGCUAGGUCCUACUUUGGAGUUCUACACUCUUUUAAGCCACGACUUGCAAAAAGUUGAGCUAGAAAUGUGGAGGUCUAGUUCUUCAUCCUUGAAACCCUCAAUGGACGUUGACUUGAACGAACAGAAUGAUGGAAAAAGUGCAGAACCAGCUGCUGGUAAUGGAAAUAUUGUCCUUGCUCCUCUUGGGUUGUUCCCACGUCCCUGGCCUCCCAAUUCCGAUGCUUCUGAUGGUAGUAAAUUCUCAAAAGUGAUCGAGUAUUUUCGACUGAUUGGGCGUGUAAUGGCCAAAGCUCUUCAAGAUGGACGACUUUUGGACUUGCCUCUCUCCACAGCAUUUUACAAGAUUGUGCUUGGUCAGGAGCUUGAUUUGCAUGACAUUCCAUCUUUAGAUGCUGAGCUUGGGAAGGUUCUGGAGGAACUCCAUGCAAUUGUUUGCAGGAAGCAGUACCUAGACUCAGCUGAUGGUGAUAAUCGUGAUGCGGUGGCAGAUUUACGUUUUGAUGGAGCUCGACUCGAAGAUCUGUACUUGGAUUUUACUCUUCCUGGUUAUCCUGAUUAUAUCAUGAAGCCAGGGAAUGAAACUGUUGAUAUAAAUAACCUGGAAGAGUACAUAUUGCUGGUAGUUGAUGCGACUGUUAAAUCAGGAAUAGCACGUCAAGUGGAAGCAUUUAGAGCCGGUUUCAAUCAGGUUUUUGACAUUUCGUCUCUGCAAAUAUUUACACCACAAGAGCUGGAUUAUCUGCUAUGUGGUCGUAGAGAGCUGUGGGAGGCGGAGACGCUAGUAGAGCACAUAAAGUUCGAUCAUGGCUACACAGCUAAGAGUCCUGCCAUUAUCAGCUUGCUUGAGAUUAUGGGAGAGUUCACACCAGAGCAACAGCGGGCCUUCUGCCAGUUUGUGACUGGGGCUCCAAGGCUUCCACCUGGUGGAUUGGCAGUGCUGAAUCCAAAGUUGACAAUCGUCAGAAAGCACUCAUCGACUAUGAGUAAUGUACCAGUCAAUGGAAAUGGGCCUUCAGAAUCAGCAGAUGAUGACCUACCAAGUGUCAUGACUUGUGCCAAUUACUUGAAACUUCCACCAUAUUCCACCAAGGAGAUAAUGUACAAGAAAUUGCUGUAUGCGAUCAAUGAAGGGCAAGGAUCAUUUGAUCUCUCAUGAGACGUUUUUGAGGACUCUAACCCAGGCGGAGGUUUGUGAAUAUCAAGUUCUUUUGCCGAUAUUGUUUCGAUUAUAUCCUUCUCCUGGAUGGUUUUUUUGGUCGGAUCGGAAGUAGAAGAUCACCGUGUUCUCCCAUUCUCCCCCAAAUAAUGAAUGGCCGAUUCUUUCGUUCCCAAUUAGCAGCAUUCUUGAGGUAGUGAGCACCACCGUACUAUAUUCAUGGUCUUAGAGCGAAGGAGAAAUGCAGACUACUCUUCCCUUUUUCUCAGCUGUGUCAGAGAGCCUGUAAAUAAAAGUAGCCCCCCAACCUCCAUUUAUUUACUGUUUUGCCCCCUAUCUUUUGUGCUUUUGGGCCCCGCUCAGUCUGAAUGAAUUAUUUUACAAGUGAAUGUAUGGCAUAAAAAAGUGACUUAAGGAAAAUAAAUGUAUGAUUCGAAAUUUCCAACA
Punica granatum (pomegranate) is the source of this 6666-nucleotide messenger RNA. The record is from RefSeq and is a predicted model, not a curated record. NCBI's taxonomy places the organism in Eukaryota, Viridiplantae, Streptophyta, Magnoliopsida, Myrtales, Lythraceae.